AUGCGUGAGGAGCCAGUGCUCGUCGCAGUUGAGGGCCCAACAAUAAAGGUCUUCCAAGCUCAGACUGGGCUGCAAGUAUCAAGUUGGCCAAUCCCCGCGGAUGCGGAUCCCAAAUUAUCCCCGGAUGUCAAAGACCGCUCCAGUCCUCCUGAAAAAAGAAGGAGAUUGUCCCCGCCAGCCGAGGAAACCGAGGAAGCCAAAUCCGGGAAAAGCACAGCUGGCAGACCAGAGACGGGGAGUGCAGGGCGAGCAUGGUCUACCAUCCCAAUUCUUACCGUUUCUCCAAGUGGAGAUCAUGUCAUUGUUGUAACGGGAGAAGACAAAUGCUUACGAGUUUUGGAACUGAAGCCUGAUGGAACACUCACCCAAUUAUCAGAACGGUUUAUGCCGAAGCGCCCUUGCGCACUUGCAGUAACACCAGAUAAUACCACCAUCCUAUGUGGAGACAAGUUUGGGGAUGUUUAUUCUCUACCAAUACUCCCAAGGGAAGAAGUGACGUUGCCAUUGAGGAAAGGCGCAGAAGCUUCGAAACCUUUCCAGCCGUCUGCUUCCAAACUUACUGUUCAUACGCAAAAGAAUCUCAGGGCACUUGAGCAGCAGCUCCGCAACCCUCGUGCGGCGCAGGAGAAGUCAGAGCCUUCAUUCGAGCACACGCUUUUGCUUGGACAUGUAUCGAUGCUGAGUGAUAUGAUUCUUACACCUCCUUCAACUGACGCCACCGCUGGCCCUCGCCAAUACUUAAUAACGUCGGAUCGUGACGAACAUAUCCGCGUCUCUCGAAGCCUUCCUCAAACGCAUGUCAUCCAUGGUUACUGUUUAGGGCACACAUCAUUUGUGAGCAAGCUGUGCAUUCCAUCUUGGAUCCCCAAAAUUUUGAUAUCAGGUGGAGGCGAUGACUUCUUAUUCUGUUGGGAUUGGCUGGAAGGCCGCCUCCUACACAAGGUUCCACUGGGACUCGGCUCCAAUAACCCGAACAGCGAGGAGAAUAGCCCACAGCCCUCUGAUACAGGGAGGAUAACUGUCUCGGGUAUCUGUGCGGUUCCUUUUGCUGGUGGGCUAAGCGCGCAUACUCCAGGAGCCAUUCUAGUUGCCUUGGAAGGCGUUUCAAAGCUCUUAACGUUUAGCGUUAGCAUGGAUGGGAUACUGACCCCUUCUAACGCAAUUGAAUUGUCUGGGAAUGCCCUCGAUGUCACAGCUGCGGAUGAUAGUGGUAAAGUUUAUGUUUCAGUCGAUAACAUCCACAAACAAGGCUCGACCAAGGAGUUGAGAGAUUCGGCCAUGGGGUCUAAAUUAGUACAGUGCUUUACCGCCACCAAUCACGGUGCGCUAGCCUGGGAAGAGGCGGAUGAUCCCAUAACGGACGCGAUCAAUAAUCGCGACACUCUCGGAUCCCAUUGCCAACCCAAAUACUAA
This is a messenger RNA of Uncinocarpus reesii 1704, 1413 nucleotides long. RefSeq lists its product as uncharacterized. Gene Ontology annotation, molecular function: tRNA (guanine(46)-N7)-methyltransferase activity; protein binding. The transcript has 3 exons. Lineage: Eukaryota; Fungi; Ascomycota; Eurotiomycetes; Onygenales; Onygenaceae. The record is from RefSeq and is a predicted model, not a curated record. Gene Ontology annotation, biological process: RNA (guanine-N7)-methylation. Gene Ontology annotation, cellular component: tRNA methyltransferase complex; nucleus; cytosol. Bases 1 to 1413 code for a protein of 470 amino acids.